This is a messenger RNA of Micropterus dolomieu (smallmouth bass), 2642 nucleotides long. RefSeq lists its product as uncharacterized. Lineage: Eukaryota; Metazoa; Chordata; Actinopteri; Centrarchiformes; Centrarchidae. The transcript has 2 exons. The record is from RefSeq and is a predicted model, not a curated record. The coding region runs from base 1326 to 2492 and encodes 388 amino acids.
UAAACUUGGAUUUUUAAUACAAAAAUCUUACUGUUUGUAAAGAAAAGUUAAGUAAGUUAAUUAAUGAUGUUGUAAUUUCAGUAUCUUACUCAUUUCUGGAUAUAUUGACAUCAAACCACCUCUCAUCUGUCCAGGCGCCUCAUUUAUGAAACUGUGCGUAGAAACCUCACUAAAAGUGUCCGUGCGCCCAAACUUCAAAAAAUACUCUAAGACUUCUAAAACCGUGCGUACGCAAUCUGUGUGAAAUGUGGCCCCUGUGAGGGAGCUCCAUGUCCGAGCCUCCAAACGGCCACAGCUGCCUGUAGACGCUCAGUGAAGCUCCUUAAUAUUAAUCUGUCCUGACUGCAGGAAGAAAAGGAGGCAGACUCUGAAAACUGAAUCUAACUCAGUGAUGCUGACGUUCAUUUUGAAGCUGUUUGGUGGUAAAAAACACACUUUCACUAACGCUUGUGCACUGGAGGAAAGGGGGCCCUUUACAACCAAUCUGCAGAGAGAGGCCUCCCUCCUCAUUCCACUUGUGUUUAAACAUUUAUUUACACAAACCGUCCGCUCACUCAACGAGGCGGCCGACCAGUUAAAAAAAAAAAAAUGACUUGUUGUUUUCCAUAACGUGUUUUUACAAGCAGCGCGUCACAUCCACACGCUGGCGCUCAGCGUUUGGUUCCAUAAGGAAACAAAAUAUGAAACUCUGUUCUCCUAUUUGCUCGACUGAUGCACUCAAAACAGUUUAAAUGUAAUUUGUCUCCUGUUCACCUUAUUUAGGAGAAUAAAUUAAGUAUUAAUUAAUAUGACUCCUGAUUAAACUGUCCAACAUGUAUAACGUUCUUUUGCAGAAACAGAAUCUCCGUUUGUGUUUCUGAUCCUGAAUCUGGAUCUUUUUGUGGCUGCAAAUGAUCUUAAUGAUGAUUUUUUUGCCACUUCAGAGAAAAUCUGUCAAACGGCUGUUUGUGUAUUCAGAAAGGCUUUAAGCCUGGAAUACUCAGAGGGAAUAUUUGGAUUUAUUUUACACAGCAGUAGGCCUCUUCAUUUCAAACCGUUUCAUCCUUCUGCCAUGUGAGGCGCUGUUUCUCUUCUCGUACGCAUGAUUCAGAGUUUACUUACAGGACGCACAGGUCUGGUUUUAAAGAUCACAACCUUUGCUUGGGAAGUGGCGUCCGCACGUUUCCAGCCCUGUUUAGUUCGUACGCACCGUUUAGAAAUGAGGGUCCUGGACAUCCUCUUACAGAUUUUACAGCUGCCAGUUGUUUUUUAUAAUGUUCAAAUGUUUUUAUUAAAGGAGUGUACGUUGAAAGACAUGACGGGAUUUAUUGUUUUUGUUUUUUUCCAUGGCAUCAAAAUUGAUUAUCGUGGAAUUUUACUGGUGUUGGUUUCGACUCUCUGGUAUCGUGACGUCCCUAAACCUGUUAAGAUUUAGUGUGAAGUCUGGAUUUGGAACACAAUCCUGCACCCCAAGCAGACUCUCUGCAGGUCCGCAGAAAGUCUUGCUGAUCUGUGGAUUUGGACAAACUCGGGUUCGGUCUGCGCUGAAGAACCCUCCAGAGGGCAUGGAGACCACGACCCCGCCCAGCUCGUGGCGCUGGUUCCACCUGAUGGAGGAGGCCAUGAGUGGCCGCCUUGCCGGGACAGCCAACAUCAUCCAGCCCUCCCUGCUGGACGAGGACGAGGACAACAACGCGGCCCUGCCUCCGCUCAUUAUUCCCAACAUGGGAGGAGCUUUUUCUGGACUAGUUGGAACGGGAACCCUGGAGGGUGCCGGGACGCCGCAGGAGGUCCUGGAUCUAAGUGAAAUCGAAUCAUGUGGGAAAGUUGAGGCAGUGAGCAGAACUGAAUCUCCUGCAGAGGUUGUUGCAGCCGAAGGACACACGAGACGCCCCGAGUGCGAGCUGAGCCAGCCGGCUGCACUGUACGUCACCUUACUGCCGGACCGCACCAACGAGACGCCGUCCUCCUCCAGAAACAUCGUCAGGGAGGCGUCCGAGGUCGAUAGGAAGCUGGCUGAGCUGCAGACGGAGAGGCGGGCUCUGGAGAGAGAGCAGGCCGAGUUCGACAGAGAGCUGAUCGCUUUAGAAAGAGACAGAGAGCUGCUGAGCAGAGACAUGGCCACUCUCGAGCGAGACAGAACCGCUAUAGACAGAGACCGGGCGGCUGUGGAGAGAGACCGGGCGGCCGUGGAGAGAGACCGGGUGUUUCUGGAUCGAGACCGAGCCUUCCUGGACAGAGACAGAGCUUUUCUGGAGAGAGACCGGGUGUUUCUAGAGAGAGCCAGGGAGGAUUUAGAGAGAGCCAGAGCGCUGCUGAGGAGAGAGAGGGCCGUCCUGGAGAGGGAGGGGGCGGCUGUGGACGGACAUCAGGCUGAGAUGACGGCGGAGAAGGAAGUGGUACUACAGACCCGGUUCUACCAGAGCCUGAUGGCUGGAGACCUGGAUCCAGAUCAGCUGGAGACCAGACAGAGACUGGUUUCUUUGUUCCAGAGGCUUGUUGAAAAACUGUGAGCGGAGGAAGUAUUGUUCUGUCGUAUGGCUCGAUUUCAGGUGAUAAAAGGAACUGUUCUCUAUUCCUGGCAGUUUGUUGUUCCUGUUUGCGGCGCUCCUCACGUGUUAAUAAAGACUCUGUGUUCGUCUGCUUUGGUGCAGAAACCUCGA